UCACUGACAUUUACUUUCUUAUUUGCUAUUAAUUUAUAGUUGGCAAAAGUAAGCUUGACAUUUGAAUUUAUCUACGCUCUUGACGUAGUUUGUCGGAACAGAGUAAGUGAUGACAAAGCAACUUUCGGGUUGCAGACAGUGCAGUGUUAAUACUGUGGGUGUGGACAGCUUGGCAGGAAAGCGAUACAAAAACUAGACUGUUAGCCGGGUCGGGUGUUUGUUGCAGACAGGACAUUUUUUGGGGGGGUGAGUACAGUUGCUGUUUAUAGUUGGACUUCAACUGUAGAUCUCAGGGGUCUUCCUCUCUUCCAUAUCAACAAAUAUCAGCUUGAAGAGGAAGGGCAGUUAUAAAAGCUCUGAUCCGGGACUGUUCUGAAAGUAACGUGCUAAGAGCUUCAAAAGGAAUAUAAAGAUGAUUGGUUCAUGCCAUAUGAAGGUGAAUUGGAUUCGGCAAGCAUAAUCAAGACCUCCAGACGACCUUCUUUCCAAAUACAAACCUCUCACUGCACUAUGAGGAUCGUUAUUGAUUGUAGUCAUGUUUUGAGUUAGUUUCUACCAUGCCUGCUGAGGAUUUUGGUCCAGGUCGGGGUGAAAAGAGAAGGCUACCCUGGCUGUUUCUGGUGCUGGUUGUUGCUGCCGUCACCACCUCCUCCCUGUCUGUGAUCUCCUUGUACCAUGUGCUGGCCUUGAAGGCCGAGGUGGAGGGUUUGAGGGCCGAGGUGUUCCGCAAAAGAGAGGAGAAAAGCGGAACGCUGGAAGAAUCCAUGAAGGGGGCAGAAAAACAAACCCAUCAGCAGGAACAAGAAGACAUCAAUGGCAGAAUUGAGUAUAUGCAGCAGACUGAGAUACAUGAGACCACAACAGACCAUACUGGCAUGUCAAAAAGGAGUGUGGGGCAUGUCUCAAACAAAGCAGAAUCCCAAGCCUUCUUACAGAUGAUGGCAGACAACAGGAAGAAAACCUUCCAGAAAGAGUUUGCUUUGGAAUUAAGCACAGCUAUCCCAUGGCACGUCGGCCUAAAGCGCGGCUCUGCUCUGGAGGAAGAUCAGGACACCAUUUUAGUCAAAGAGGAAGGAUUCUUCUUUAUCUAUAGUCAGCUUUGCUUUUCCCAGGUCUACUAUACAGACUCGACGUUCGCUAUGGGCCACAUUGUGAUUCGUAUAAAGAAAAAUGUUGUUGGAGACGAGAGUCAGCACGUCGUUUUGUUCCGCUGUAUUCAGAGCAUGAAUCGAGUCAAUCACUUCAACACCUGCUACACUGGAGGUGUAGUGAAACUGGACUCUGGGGACAGACUGGAACUUCUGAUACCUCGUACCCAUGCUAAUAUCUCUCUGGAUGGGGAUUCCACCUUCUUUGGAGCAAUAAAACUGGCCUGACUAUGGGACAGGACUUUGGAUCAGACACUGAACGAGACUGGAUGUUAUCCAUUUAUGGAAUUGCCAUUGACAUUCACUGGACUUCACGAAUACAAAAGCUGCUCUAUGCUCUGGAGUAUUCUUGAAACUUUCUUCAUAAAGCUACAUUGUAUCUAGUAUAAACAUUCAUCAUGCUUGUUUUUUAUAUCUCACCUCACCUCCUUCAUCAGACGUGCGCAAAAUUGGCUGUAUUUAAGUUUUUUUGUGUCAACAUUCAUGAUUCAUCAGUCUUCAUAAUCUUCUAUGAAAAUGUAAUAAUAACCUAUGAAAUGGCUUUUAUAUUGUGUCUUUUCAAGUGUCAAACUUUUCAAGUGUCAAAUUCCACCUGAUACCAUUUUUCACAAUCCAAUCGAUUCCAGAUGGAUAAAAUGAAGUCCAGCUCAGACUUUUUUUUACUCGGUAAAUAUACUAUUUGACUCUACAAUGUGUUGUGAACACCAUUUCAUGUCGAUUUUAAUGUCCUGCUUGGCUUUGUGAAUGGACACAUACACACACCUAUAAUAUUAUUUCUUUUUAUAACCAAAUAUUUUAAAAUAAUAUUUAAAAUAUUAUUUUAACAAAGCACUUUUCCUGUUAUAACAUAAUAGUAUGCUUUCAUACAUUACAGUCGUAACUGCACACGUUACUUCCAAGAUUGUACCAGCAGAUGGAGACAUUAUCUCACUGGAAGAUAAGAGCUUUGGAAAGUACUUUCUGUUCGUUGGUUAUAUUAUAGUGGUUAUAUAUGCUUUCAGUGUAUGACUUUGUCAGCCACAUAUAAGGAAAAAAAAAAUCUUCAUAGUGUCACAUCUAAAUAGCUCGCCAGAUCCGCUGUCAGACAUGGAGUUGAUUGCUUUGCUUAGCUUCAUACAUGACACACGUUCAUGUUAAUGAGCUUCAUUGAGAAUGGUCUUGAAUAUUGCCAAUAUUAUGUCCUGCCAUUAGAGGGCACAUGUUUCCAAGACAUUUAUUUUUUAUUUCUCUUUAUGAGACACUGCCGAGAUGAAGAUGACCACUUUCUCAUAAAUCAAGGUUCAAUAAUGGAAGCGUCAUGUGUAUAUUUUGCAGUCUUUUGUGUUAGAUUGUUAUGUGCCCAUUUACCAGAGAACAACUAAAAACGGAACUUAAAGCAGAAUGCAUUUGA
This is a messenger RNA of Pimephales promelas (fathead minnow), 2538 nucleotides long. It is a transcript of the gene tnfsf13b, whose product is annotated as TNF superfamily member 13b. Gene Ontology annotation, molecular function: receptor ligand activity; tumor necrosis factor receptor binding. The record is from RefSeq and is a predicted model, not a curated record. Gene Ontology annotation, biological process: positive regulation of B cell proliferation; immune response. Lineage: Eukaryota; Metazoa; Chordata; Actinopteri; Cypriniformes; Leuciscidae. Gene Ontology annotation, cellular component: membrane.